GUAUGGUUUAGGGGCGGUGUUAAAAUUGUCGAAGGGGGAGUUUCGUCGAUGGGUGUCUAGGGCACGCGAGUAUGAGGGGAUGGAGAGGGAAGGAGCUCUCGAGUUUGGGUUCGAUCGCGGCGAGGAGCAUCUUUGUGCGGAGUAUUUGUAACAAGCUAUUUGUGGGAGGGCUCUCUUAUGAUACCAAUGAAGCUGCUUUGAAAGAUGCUUUCUCCCAGCAUGGUGAUAUCAUAGAAGUGAGAGUAAUAUGUCAUCCGACCACGGGGAAAUCAAAGGGAUUUGGGUUUGUUGAAUUUUCUUCUGAAAGUGUAGCAACAGCAGCCCUGCAGAAGAUGGAUGGUCAGUUGCUUGAUGGGAGAAAGAUUCGCGUUCAUUACGCCGACAAAGGAUGAAAAACUGUUUUAGAUUGCUAGUAGCUGCUCUGAUGUUUGAGCAUCGCAUUCACCAUUGCAUUCCCGUGAGCAAUUCUUCGUUUUAUCCACAGGAGCUGAUAAAAUUCUAAGGUGUUUGAGCAGUUGUUCCAUCAUGCUAUUUGUUUGGAAAAUUUACUUGCUAGAACUGGUCCACCGAUAUAAGUAGGUUGGAAUUAGGGUUGUAGUUGGCCAACCGGAGAAGCCGCCAAAAAUUUUAACUAAUGACAAACUUUUGAAUGGUUAAAGGACUUGUAAGAGCUUGUUUGUGUGAUUAUGAGCUAACUACAUAAGCAAGUUCGGAUGAUUUUUAAUAAGCAAUAUAAUGUUGUUAUUCA
Messenger RNA from Ananas comosus (pineapple), 748 nucleotides. RefSeq names its product glycine-rich RNA-binding protein 2, mitochondrial. The record is from RefSeq and is a predicted model, not a curated record. Lineage: Eukaryota; Viridiplantae; Streptophyta; Magnoliopsida; Poales; Bromeliaceae. Bases 72 to 392 code for a protein of 106 amino acids. Gene Ontology annotation, molecular function: RNA binding. The transcript is spliced from 4 exons.